Messenger RNA from Zootoca vivipara (common lizard), 15819 nucleotides. It is a transcript of the gene PDGFC, whose product is annotated as platelet derived growth factor C. The record is from RefSeq and is a predicted model, not a curated record. Gene Ontology annotation, biological process: platelet-derived growth factor receptor signaling pathway; positive regulation of protein autophosphorylation; positive regulation of MAP kinase activity. Gene Ontology annotation, cellular component: membrane. Gene Ontology annotation, molecular function: growth factor activity; platelet-derived growth factor receptor binding. NCBI's taxonomy places the organism in Eukaryota, Metazoa, Chordata, Lepidosauria, Squamata, Lacertidae.
GCGCGCUCCUCCUCCUGCUGCUGUUGCGGCGGCAGCCCUUCCUGCAGUGGCGGCGGGAGCUGGAGAGGGGGGAGGAUUCCUUCUUACCACAACCACCUUUUCCCGCCAGACCUGGAAAAGGAGGAGGAGGCGGAGGCGACAGCGGGGCAGGUUGGGGCCGCCGACUCCGAGUGGAGGGGAGGAAAGGAGGAUCUUUGGGUAGUUCGAAGGAGACUCCAGAACUGGCCUGUGAUAAGACCAUAGAAGGCUCUGUGAGGAGGAGAGUUGGCGCGAGAAGGGAGGGCGCGCAAGAAUUCGGGGUGGAGCAGACCAAGACGCCGCGCGCGCGUUCGUGUGUGUGUGUGCGCGCGUGUGUGAUAGAAAGUAGCUCUGAGGUUAAAAGAAAGAAAGAAGGAGAAAAAGGUUGCUUUUCAGGGGACUCUCGCGUUACGUUGGUUUUUUUCAACUCCUUCCAAGCAAAACUUCUGGGGCGCAAAACUGAAACCAGGUGCUGCUCCUUGGGAAAGGCGAGCGGGAGCCUGGAGUGAGUUUGCUCGCUCGCUUCCUUGCUUAUCCUCCUCCUCUCCUCCCUCCCUCCCCCCUUCCCAGCCUGCCUGGGUCGUGGCUUGCUGCUGCUCACUUUUAUUUUCCUUUCCCACCCAUUCCGAGCCUCCGCCCCCUCCCUCCUUCUCCUCAGGAGCGAUGAGGGGGAAUGGCAGAAACACGUGAAGGCGAGGAGAGAAACAAACCCGGGACUCCCAGCCAGGGGGUGAAAGAAGCUGGCUCGCCUGGCAGCGUCGUGGCUGCUUAGUCGUAGGGAGAGAGCAAGAGAAGCCGAGAAGGUGGUGUGUGUGUGUGUGGUGUCCCCCUCCCGGCUUCCUUUCCUCCCAAAGGGAGCUCUUUUUCCCCACCCCUUUCCCUCGGUUUGUUGGGUAGUUUCUUGUUCCUGAAGCUGACAGGUGCUCCUCCGAUCCAGCAGUGCAUUCUGGCGCCCCCUUUUCUUCUUCUUCUUCUUCCCCCAGCAACUCUUUUCCAGGAUUGUUGCGUCCUCCUUGGGAAGCUGAUUUGUGAAUCUUAGAAAAAGAAAGAAAGAAGAAGAAGAAGGGUGGGGGUUGAACCCUGGAGACGCUGGGGGGGAAAGGCUGCCGAGGGAGAGAAAAGUUUUGGAUGGGAUUAUGUGGAAACUACCCCGCUCUUCUCGGCUGCUCGAGCAGGCUCAGUGCUGCUGCUGCUGCUGCUGCUCCUUUCUCGCCAGCGCUGCAGGCUUCGCGGGCUGGUGGAGGUGGUGAAAAGGACGCCUCGGGGAGGACUUGAUCUCUCGGCAAGUGCCUGGCUUGCGUUGUGUGCCUGCGAAGAGCUUCAACCCCCCCAGCCUGCCAAAUGCUCCUCUUCGGGUUCUUCUUGCUGACAUCUGCCCUGGUCAGCCCAAGACAGGGAGCCCAAGGCGAGUCCAACCUCAGCAGCAAGUUCCAGUUCUCCAGCGCCAAGGAGCAAAACGGGGUACAAGAACCACAACAUGAGAAGAUUAUUACAGUAUCUGAUAAUGGAAGUAUUCACAGCCCAAAGUUCCCAUAUACUUAUCCCCGUAACACAGUACUGGUGUGGCGAUUAGUAGCAGUUGAGGAGAAUGUGUUGAUACAGCUCACUUUUGAUGAAAGGUUUGGGCUUGAGGACCCAGAAGAUGACAUAUGCAAAUAUGACUUUGUAGAAGUUGAAGAGCCCAGCGAUGGCGCUAUUUUAGGACGGUGGUGUGGCUCCACUACCGUUCCAGGAAAACAGAUUUCCAAAGGAAACCAGAUCAGAAUACGAUUCGUUUCUGAUGAAUAUUUUCCUUCUGAACCUGGAUUCUGUAUCCAUUAUACUCUCCUCGUACCAACAGAAUCUGACAGCCCAACAAUAUUGCCACCUUCAGCUUUGCCAUUAGAGUUGCUAAACAACGCUGUUGCUGGAUUUAGUACUGUGGAGGAACUUAUCAAGUACCUUGAACCAGACAGAUGGCAAUUGGAUUUGGAAGACCUGUACAGACCAACCUGGCAGAUCCUUGGAAAAGCGUACAUUCAUGGAAGAAAAUCUAGAGUUGUAGACCUGAAUCUUCUGAAGGAGGAGGUACGAAUGUACAGCUGUACUCCACGCAACUUCUCAGUGUCACUACGGGAAGAGCUGAAGCGAACAGACACCAUCUUUUGGCCACUUUGUCUGCUGGUUAAACGUUGCGGUGGAAACUGUGGCUGCUGUCAGCAUGCUUGCAGUGAGUGCCAGUGUGUGCCUACCAAGGUUACUAAAAAAUACCAUGAGGUCCUGCAGCUGAAGCCCAGAAGCGGCGUAAAAGGAUUGCAUAAAUCUUUGACGGAUGUACCUUUGGACCAUCAUGAGGAGUGUGACUGUGUAUGUAAAGGGAAUACAGAAGGAUAAAAGGAACUUGGUGUGCUUUUUUACAGCACGUUCACUCAGUGGCUGAUUCUCUUCUGGGGCUUGUGCAUUAAUCUCCUUCUGUAAUCUCAGCUGUCUGCUUUGAGAAUCUUCAGUGUUCAGGACUGACAGUUCUGGGGGAGAAAAGGAAAGAAGAAAUCAAACUGAGAUGUAUGCAAUGUAACAGCAGUUACUUGAAGGCCCACUACUAAGGAUGAACAGAAGGCUUCAAUGAGGGAUUUCUCUCCCACCCCAAUUCUAUACCUAUGUCUAUAGCUAUAUUUAUAUCUAUAUAGAGAUAUAGAUAUAUAGAUAUAAUAUCAUCUCUCUUACUCAUAUUGAAUUUAAAACGUUCAAGUUUUAGAAGUAUAGGAAAAGACAGUGCUUAGGCAAGGCCUGGACUCUCCUGGUGGUCUUGCUUCUGCAAGUCUCUUACUUCUGGCUUACAGUUCAGAACAUCUGGAAUCUCUCUUAACUCGGCUCAGCAACUCCUGUACAUUUCAAAUCAAAGUGUUAAUUGUCCUGCAGACUGUCUUACUCUGAGUUAAACUCAAUUUUUCACUGAUGCAAGUCAAAAUGACUGGACACAUUCUCUUGGUUUCUUCCAGUAAAGUGUCUGUUGUUUAGAAAACCUGAAUGGUCAGUAUAUGUGAGAAAAGAGGAAAGGGUCAGAAACCAAGAAGUGCCUUUAUCCUUCUCACUAUGACCUGCAAGUAUUGCGUUUGUUUAUAUUUUUUAUUGUGUACAUUUUUAUACUCUUUUUGACAGCAUAACUCUUUGCUUUUCUAAUCUUGUUGAAUAUAUCUAUUUUUGCCAAAGGUAUUUAAUAUUCUUUUUAUAUUAUUAUUGCAGCCUAGAUAAACUGCGUUUUCAUUUUGUAAGACUUUGGAAUCAGAGUUAUAGAAAGGAGGAAGGAAGAUAGAAUUCUGUUUCUGCAAAGCAAGGAGCUAAAAGGUGCAUUUGCACGUAAAAAGAUAAACAAAACAGGUUAGUCUGAAUUUACAGGUGUGUGUAUGUGUGUGUGUGUCACUAGCUCCAUGAUGAUGGGAUAAAAAGAGUAAAUAUAAUAGCUGUUAAAACUCUCUUCAUCAUAACCUAGUGCCUCAAUCCAAAUAAGGAGGUAUGUGCACAGAAACAAGGUUGCACAUACAUACAUACAUACAUACAUAUCACAUUUUGCAUCAGGGACAAGUGGCAUAAUUCUGAUAAGCAUCAUAAGGCAGAUGUUCCCUGUCCAUACGGGAUUAUUUUCAAUGUAUUGGAUAUUUGUGUGCAUUUGAAUGCACAUUCCCAACCACAUUCUGAUGCAAUAAUUUAUGCAUAAAUAUCUUUUUUACAUGUCCUAGUGAUGGAUCACGAUGUAGGUUUCUUCAAAAUAGUCAUAAAUCCAAAACUGAGAGGCCCUAAACAGAUAUAUUCAGUGAUGUCCAGUUCAAUAGGACUUCACUUACUUCUUAGUAAACACUUCACUGUUAAAUUAGAAGGUGAAAGAUCUCGACAAGAGCACCACCACUGCUGAUAUUUCAGUGUGUUCUUGCAUCCAUAAUAAAAUGGGGUCAUGAACAAGUCGCACAUAUUUAUUGCUGCAGGUGUAAGGGUUUUUUUUAAUGUUAUGAAUGCCAGUUAUUUCCUUGUAAAGGGCAGUGGGCUUCCAAUAUCUUAAUGAUGUAAAGUACAGUUUUGAUAAAAUGUGGUUUUGCUGAUGUACAGUCUUUAUGUAAACCAGCACAUUUAUCCCAUCCCAACUAGGAAAAAGCAGUAAAAUAUUUUGCUUGUAAAAUGCUUUAAUACUGUCCAGUGUUACGUUCUGUGUUUCUGUUUAUUGUUUUAUGUAUUUAAUGAUUCUACAAAGUAAUGGUGCUCAUUGGGAGACAGAAGAAAUACUUCCCAUAUCCCUAUAUGGCAUUUAAUAUUAAGUAAAAUAUUCCAAUUAUCUAACAGUCCAAUCUUCUGAACUUCUGUAUGUUUGUUAAAGAAUAAAAAUGGAUAUCAGAGUAACAUUGUAGGAACAGAACAGCAUUGUAUGGUUCUCAUGGAAUUGUCACCUAAUACAGGGGCAGCCCUGGUGUGCUACCUUCCAUCUUUCUGAUCAUUGGCCACACUAGCAGAGUCUGAUGGGAAUUGUAGUCCAACAACAUAUGGAGGGCAUCACAUUGGCUAAUGCUGAGCUAAUAAAUGGGUAUCAGAUUAGCAUUACAAAAUUAAGACACAGCAUGGUUCUCCUAGAAUCUUCAUAAUUGCACAAACAUUUGCUUUUCUUCCAUGUGCUAGGUGAGCCUUCAGCUUUAAAAAAACGUUUUUUCCCCCAAAGUUGUUUGAAUGCAAAGGAGUUUAUGCAAUAAAUUCCACCAAUUCCUUGCACGUAUACUGUACAAAGUACUCAUUUAGAUAUUUACCAAUGGUACAAAUUCCUUAAUGGAAACAUACACAAGGUUGUUGUUGUUACUGCUGCUUUUAGAGUUUAUUGUUGCAUCUUAAUUUUACCCUCGGUGAAAUUAUAACUUUUCCAGAAGACAAAACAUCAAGUAGAAAUCUUUAGUAUUUUACAGUUCCAGGCCCUUAAAUGUUUGACUUUUUAGGGUGCAUACAAAACUACCCCCCCCCAUCAGUCUCCAUGUAGGAUAUUGUUGUAUAAUGAGUUCUACUUUCCUGCUUACCUUUUUGCAGCGGCGGAGCUUCAUGCUCUUCCACCAGGGACGGAGAGUAGGCGCGCUGCCCCCAGCGGCGGGGUGCGUGUUCUGGGGGCGGGGCGUGCUGUGCGCAGGUGCGGGGAGCAUGUUUGGGAGCGGGGCGGGCAACCACGAUGGCGCCCCUGGGAUCGCAUCACCCGGGGCGCCCCGCCUCCACUGUCCCUAUCUUCCUACGCCCCUGCCUUUUUGCUGGUGACAAAAAAAUCUGGCUUGGGAACAUGCAUGGACUUUGCCCCUUUGCUCCAUGGGCUUCAGCUUAAAAAAAAAGUUUCCCCCAAAGUUGAUGGAAUAGAAGGGUGUUCAUGCAGUAAAUUUUACCCAUUCCUUAUACCUAUACGAAGCACUCACCCACACUCCUGGCUUGUUACCCCCAGAAAGUUGCUCAUAUUGAAAUGCAGCCCAAGGAGUGAAAAGAGUUCCUGCGUUCAGAUGCUAACUGUGUGGAGUGCAGGUUAUUUGGUCCUUGUGGUAAUCACAAAUCUAGUCUUCCUCUCCGAGUGAUGUUUUGCAUUAAAAUUAUCUAGAAUCUGGUACUCAUUCUUUUCUUGAUAUGUUCUGCAGACCUCAGUAUUUUCACUCUUUUUCAUUCUGUACUGUACUCAUUAUUUUAGGAGGAUUGAACAUUUGUCCAAAAAAAGGAUGAAUGCAGAUCAACAGUGGGCUCUUGGUUCAACAUACUUAUAUCUCCAUGCAGCUAUAAGGUGUCUUUGUCAAAAUGUAGAAUUCACCCAAAUCAGAAAUCUGGAGCACAUGUUAGUAAUGCCAGUGGAGUUUGGAGAGUUAUUUUUUAUUUUAUUUUUUAAAAAGAAAGAUGCGGUCCAGAUGCUGUUCCCAUUAAUGAUGUGUUGUUUAGGAUUGACAAGUUGUGCUUUCAUUGUUCCAGUGGCCUGCGAUGAAUUGAUUGAUAAUUUAAAUCAUCCCGGUGUCAAUAUUCAAGUAAUAUAUAUGAUUUAGCUUUAAAAUAUCAUGGGAAACUAUUCCCAUUUAUUUUCCAGAAUUGAUGAGUAACAAUCCAGCUGAUAUGGAGAAAUAUGAUACUGAAAUGCUUUGAAAUGUGUAGGAGAUUUUUGUUGCUCUUUUUUUCUGCACCAAGAUGAAUGCAUAGCCAUCACAGUGGGCUUUCAGCACUCCUAUCUUCACAACCUAUGCCAAUUAUCAAAAUAUGAUUGUGCAAACCAUCAUAGACAGAUUAUAUGAACGCACAAUUACAGGACAAUCAAUUGCAUGUUUACAUGAAAGCAAGUACCAAUAUGUUCAGGAAGAUUUACUGCUUUCAUUCCCAAAACAUUAAGCUACAGUGAUAUUUAUAUUGAUGAUUACUUGGUUAAAAUCCUGAGCACAUGUUUACCUAAGGGUAAAUUCCAUGUAAUUUAAUGAGUCUUACUUCCAAGUAGACUUAUAUAGGAUUCAAUUGUUAGAGAACUUAAAUUCACACCUUGCUUAAAGGCAUUGAAAUGAAGGGAGCAGUUUAGUUUUACUGACUUCACUGGAGCUAGACUUGUACCCGUUUGUUUCGAAUAUAUAUUUUAAAAAGUGAAUGACAGUUAAGUAUUAAAGAUUCUUUUUAAAAUGAUGUUUAGGUAUCCAACACUGCUAAGAAGUGAUGCAUGCAAAUGUACCAAUUCUACUGCCUGCAAUCCAGUGAAACAUCUCUGCAGCAGCAUCACAAUUUCAUGUUUGGUAAUUAACAAUUUAUUCAAGCACCCUAUCUAUUUAGUAAAGUUGAUAGACUUCUUUGGGAAUGACAUUGUGAAGUGUGGAGUUCUAAAAUGAGAUUAUUUCUUCUAAAAAUGCUACUUUGUGAUCUCCGAGAUAGCGUAGAAGGCACUUAAUAUACCCUUUUAAUGGAUUAAACAUUUUUCCCUGGAAAACAUCUACAUUUUCAGCUUAUCUUUGAGGUCUCAUCUCUUAUUGUCCUUGUACUUCUGCCCUCCCUUUCCUUCCAUAAUCAUGAAGGCCACAGCAUACAGCUUUUCCCAUGGUUUGAGAAACCUACAAAAAUGAGAGAGAAACCAUUAUUCUUGCACUGUAUCUGCUGUUUAUGACAGGCAGUAAAACUUAACUGUAUCAAACUGUAUCAAAAUAUUAAAGCAGUCCAGUAAUUAAAUACUGCUUAUUCCACUUUUUAAGGAAGCAGAUUUCAAAAACUUGCCAAUUAUUUAUUCAGGAUCAAAUAUCAGCAUGCGUGUUAAAUAUGGUACAAUGUAAAGCAGCAUAUCCUGAACCCCUGGCCUACCUGGCAGGAAGUCAAUAUGUCAAGUCCAAAGUCCAAGUCUGGGGGUCAAACCACACAAGCAAAGUCCAGAGGUCAGGAAACACAGUCCAGGGUCAAUCAAAGUAGCAAAGUCUGAAGUUCAGCAGACUAAAUACAGACCAGAGCCAAUCCUUUAGAGGUCCAGGAGCAUCCAAGCCAAGGUCCAUUAACAUGGGCAGUUGAACAGACACAGCACCUCUGCUUUGCUUCCCUUUUGUACUUUGCAUUGGAGAUUCCAGCACCUGGGCUUGAUGAGACAUGUGACCCUCACCUGUUCCAAGCCUACUCCAGCUGAGGAAUCACACCUCUCUUCCUAGAGCUAGUGAGGUCCACCUGGCCAGCUAGAGUGCUGGGCUGUGGACCUUUGCCUACCUCAGCCUCCUGGAGUGUCACUCUCACUGCUCCCUACACCACAGAGCCCGCCAUGGCGACAGGGGUGCCACUGGUUCUGCUGAUGGGUCUUGCUUCUCUGGCUGCUGUGCACUGACUUCGAUCCGCUCGCCAACAUCCAUCACCCAGUGAGUACUUCCUUCACCAGCCCCUGCUUGCUCUGGUGUUUCCCAGGCCUAGCUACACCUCUUGCCGGGAACCUCUUCCUCCUCCCUGUUGUGCUGCCAAUUCAUGCCACAGCAUAUUUAGCAUCAUAGUACUUAGCUUUAUUUGAAAUAUUUUUUUUGGGGGGGGGGGAGGGCGGAUUGCUGAAAUGUAAAAAAACGAUCUACAUUAGCAAUACAUAAGCUUAACAACCAGUCAGAAUUGCAAGAGAAAGCUCUUAUAACAGUUAUCAGGUAAGAACACCUUUUUGAAUUGGUCAACAAUGUUGCAAAUAAUCUGCACACUCUUGAAUACUAUUUACUUGCAAAAAAUGAAUUUGCAGCUUUAUGCCAUGAAAUAAAUAAACUUUAGAGGGGUUAUGAAUUUGUACUGGAAAUUCUUUCUUCUUCUUCUUCUUCUUCUUCUUCUUCUUCUUCUUCUUCUUCUUCUUCUUCUUCUUCUUCUUCUUCUUCCUUUAAAGGGGGGCACACAGAAUUUGAGUAUUCAGUUACCUGGUAAUGUUUGUGAUCUGAUAGCUGCUGAAGGGUUUUUCUUCAGUUUCGCUUGCAAUAUCCUUCUGUUGUGUGUAUCUGCUUUGUUAAUCAUUACUGUAGAGUUAAAACUUAAAGAUAAGAAUGUGAGAUUAUACAGGGCGGCCACAUGAUAGUAAAAGACCUGUGCCUAGAAAAAUAAUCCUUUGUGAAAUCACACCUUUAUUUUUCAACCUGGCUCAGGUUUCUAGAAGGAAAGAUAGUAUUUGAACUGUUGCCAAUGACUUCCAUGCAAUUCUGCCCCAAAAUGGAAAAUAAGAACACAGAAAACAAAGAAAAUAUAGGGUGCAAUUCAAAACAGUGUUAAUCAAUUGGAUUUUUAUCAUUUACUUCAAAGGGUAAGGAUUGCACACUUAGUCUUUUGGUUUUCAUCCAGAAGUCAGGAGUUGGAACUUAUGAUGGUUUGGGAAAUGCUAACCAGUUAGCUGAAUUUUCAUAAUUAUCAACAUACGUACUCACAGAAAUGAUUAUUGGAAGAAUGAUUUGAUGUACAGUAGGAUAGUCCAGUUUGUCAUGAGCAUAAUUUAUGGUCCAUGAAGAUCAAUGACACAAUCCCAUUGAUUUAAUGUACCUUGAGUGCGUCAUAAAAACAGUACUUAUCAAUAAUGUAUGUUUUAUUCAUUUAUUUCAUGAAAUACACUGCUAGAUUGUAAAAAGCCUCAAGUGUUUUACAAAACGAUAAAGCAAUCAAAUAAGAAAUAUUAACAACAAUGAGAUUUUGAAAAAGUUAAAAUAACAAUAGACUAAUUUUUUUAAACACCACCAUCAUUAUCAUCAUCAUUAUUGAAUUUAUAUACCACCCUAGACCCGGAAGUCUCAGGGUGGUUCACAGAAAAGAUCAACAUAAAAACCACAAUAUAUAUAACCAAAAUAAAAACAACCACCCAAUGACAUCUGGGUAGGUAUGUCUAAACACCUGCAUUGCAAAGAGUGCAGCAAAGGUGUCUGUAUAAUUUCAAUAGUUGGGGAGUUCCAAACUGAAGGUGCUGCCAUGCUAGAAGAUUGAGUUCUUACAAAUGCAGAACUGGUAUUUUGUGGCACCUGUAUGCACUUUGCCAAUCAAAGCAGUCAAGUGGGCAUAUAUGUGGGCAAUCUCGUAGGUAAACGGGCCUCGUUCUUAAGGGCUUUAUUUACUAAUAGUAAUGCCUUAACUUGGCAUGGUAGAAGAUCAGCAGCCAGUGCAUAUCUCUUGAGCACGGACCUCAAUCCUCUCAACAAUCAUCCUGCAGCCUUCAGUACUAACUGCAGCUUCCAGAUCAAAUUCAAGGGAAGCCCCACAUAGAGCACAUUGCACUAAUCCAGUCUUGAGGAAACCAUUGCAUGAACUACUGCGGCCAAGCUUUCCUGGUUCAGUAAUUGCCAUACCUGUCAAACCAAUUGCUGUUGGUCAAAAGCACGUCUAGCCACUGAGGUUAUCUAAGGCUCCAGUGUCACAGCUGGAUACAGAAACACCAGCACACUGCAAACCUUGUCCCUUAGGGGGAGUGCAGCCCCAUUCAGGGUAGGCAGUUGACCAAUUUCUUAGACAGGAGAAUUACUCACCCACAGUGUCACUGUCUUUCCAGGAUUCAAGCUCAGCUUGUUUUUCCUCAUCCAUCUCACCGCUGCAUCCAAGCUAUGGCCCAGGGACUGCACAGCCUCUUCUGAUUCAUAAGUUAUGGAGAAAUAGAACUGAGUGUCAUCAGAAUCCUGAUGGCAGUUUGCCUACAAACUCUUAAUGACUGCUCCCAGUGGCUUCAUGUAGAUAUUAAUCAGCACUGGAGAUAAGAUAGCGUAUGAGUUUUUUGGGCCAAUGGAUAUCGGUUUUGUAACAGAACUUAACUGAAGCCUACAUGGAUUAGCUUGGGCUGCCUGACUUUUGGAGUGAUGUAAAAGUUCACGUCAAGGGUCCAGUCCCCAAGCGCCCAUGAUAAACUAGGCCAGAGUUGUGUGGAAUAAAAAGCCGUUCUGUUUUCCUAAUAUUACAACUGUUGACAUUGUAAUAGAAUUAGGGAGCAUUUUCUUUUUAACCUAAAAUGAGCAUGCCAAGCGUUCUGGUUGAAUAUUAUUUGUCUACAUUCAUAUUUUACAGUAUGUUAGAAUUCUUGAGUUUCGGGUCCUACAGGUUUUCUUCUUCUCCAAGCCUGGACUUAGGCUUGCAAAGUCAUGCUUGUAGUUUAUGGUGUAUCUGUACAUGGAACUAAGUCUCUGAUCUAUAAUGAUCACAGUCUGCAAUUGUUGCUCUGUAUGUAAUUGUUGGCAGGAGCUGGGAACAAGAAAUGGGAACUCAACCCAUCGUGGGGAUUCAAAUCCUCUACCUUCCGAUCGGCAAGCCCUAGGCUUAGUGGUUUAGACCACAGCGCCACACCUCAAGGUGCAAGUAGAUAAAUAGGUACCGCUCCGGCAGAAAGGUAAACAGUGUUUCCGUGAGCUGCUCUGGCUUCACCAGAAGCGGCCUAGUCAUGCUGGCCACAUGACCCAGAAAAACUUUCUGAGGACAAGCGUUGGCUCCCUUGGCCAGUAAAGCGAGAUGAGCACUGCAACGCCAGAGUCGUUCGCGACUGGACUUAACUGUUAGGGGUCCUUUACGUGUUUAUGUAAUUGUAGCUACUGCUGUAUGGGCGUUUUGUAAACUUGCAAUAUGAAACACUUAAUUGAACUGUUCUUAUCAAUUUAAUAUUUGGUGCAUUUUCUACUUAGAAAGCCACUUAUUAAAUUGAUUCUUUCAACAUUAAGGGAACCCAGGAGCUCAUUUCAGCCACCCCUUCAUCACAUAUGGCUACCUUACUCAGGGAAUUAGAGAGACAAAAACAGAGUCGGAAAGAGAAAACCAAACUGCAGAUACUACUACUCCUAAAGAAAAGAGGGGGGGGAUGAUUCUUCAAGGGAAUAUGCUGAUAGAUUGGCUUAGUUGUUUGUGAUAGUAACACAGGGACCUGUACAGGGAAUGCUGUACAUCACUGGACCCUUAUACCAUAAAAUGCUUUCCUAAGUAGAGGCUUUGGGGAGGCUACGAGGCUGUACAUUCCCUUAACACCUUAACUGAAACAUAAUAAAAAAUAAAAAUAACGGAGACAGAAAGGAGGUAUGGAAAACCAGGGGAAGAGAAGGCUGGAAGGGCAGAAGAGUGGACUAGGAUUAACACAAACCAGGCUAGAAAAGAUCCCAUGAAGACUAAGGUGUUAUUUGCAUCAUGUAGGGGAGGAAUUUACCUUGGAGGGAAAGAAGGAGACUGAAACACCAGGCUUGGGUAUACUGUUAGGAUGAAAGUUGAUCACUACAGGUGAUGAGUGCAAAGUGUGCAAAAAGGGUUCGAUGGGCAACUUUCAGCUGUCAGGACAGGAAAUCUGUGGCACUCUAGAUGUUGUCAACUCCCACCAGCCCCAGGCUGCAUGGCUAAUGAUUGGGGAUGAUGGGAGUUCAUCAACAUCUGCAGGGCCGCCACCAUUUGCCUUCCUGCCGCCACUGCACUCUUAGUGCCUGAAGCAAUUUCAGUUCCAUUGCCUGCAGAGAGACUAAAUAGUCUCGUCAGGUUCAUCACCUGCAAAUGUGGUGAUGAGUUUGAGAAAGCUGUAGAGCAGGCAUGUCAAACCUGCAGCCCUCCAGAUGUUUUGGACUGCAAUUCCCAUCUUCCCCAACCACUGGUCCUGCUAGCUAGGGAUCAUGGGAGUUGUAGGCCAAAACAUCUGGAGGACCGCAGGUUUGACAUGCCUGCUGUAGAGUGUGCUGUAUUAUUAGGUACAAUAAUGUGCACACUUUACAAGAAUAUUGGAAAAACAAGGAUGCUGCAAGAUAACAGCUGUAAACUUCAAGGUAGUCCCAUUAAAUUAAGCCAGAGUACAUGGCUAUAUCUAACAUAUAACAUGAACUAAUGAAAUAUUUUGUUACAAACACUAGGAGUAACAUGGUUGUCUCAAAAAUAUUUCCAAGCCUGUAGUCUCAGCUAAGAGCCCAUUAAUUUGGGACUUGCUCAGAGUUGUUGCCCUGAAACCAUUUACUCUGGGUUAAUUUAAUGGGGCUACCUUGGGUAAAUGGUUUGAAGAUUACAGCUGUUACCUUGAUUCUUAAUUGGCAGUAAAUCCCAUUUGUUUCCAUGGAAUUGACUUUUAAGUACGUGUGCUUAAGAUCACAGUCAAAGAAAGUCAUUCUGUCUUUCAAUGUAUUAUAUCUUGUGGUGAUUAUUAGUGAAGAAUGAACAAUGAAAACCACCUGUAAUCUAAUUGCUAUAAAUAAUAUAGUUCUUACAACACCUGGUCGCUUUUUUUGGCCUAGAAAGUAAAGAUUACCAAAGCAAAUCCAUAAAUCCAACAAGCAUUAACUCAAGGUUUGGGCAUGGCUUUGAUCUGGCAAACCCCACCUAUGCUGCUUCUCUUUAUAACAAAAUAUAUAUUGUGAAAAGUAGAAUAGCUUGUAAAACAAAAGGGAGGGGGAGAAAUUACUGUAAAGCCAUGAUGGAUGGUCAACAACUGUGGCCAGCCAUCUCUACUAAUGUGUUUGGUCCUCAUUCCAUUCCAAUAGCAUUACAUGCUUCAGAACAAAAGUUCUGAAAGGCUGAUGCAUGUUAAAAUAUACACUAAAUAUAUUUGGACUUGUUUAAAAAUGCACUUAUCCCUAGCAGUGUUACCUGUGUUAAGUUAUGUAAGCAGAGGGAGAGCAUGUUUGCAUUUCUCACCCAUUUUUACAGUACAGCCGUACUUUGGAAGUCAAAUGGAAUUCAUCCCGGCUUCUGAUUGGCUACAGGAAGCUCCUGCAGCCAAUCAGAAGCUGCAGCAGCCCCGUCGGACAUUUGGCUUCCAAAAAUAGUUCGCAAACCAGAACAGUCACUUCCAGGUUUGGGAGGCAAAACGUUCGAGAACUAAGCUGUUUGAAAACCAAGGUAUGACUGUACUUGCAUCUGCUUCUUCAUGUGGAUAUGGCAUAUGUUGUUGUUGUUGUUAACUUUGCUGUCUGGUCUUUGACUGAAAUAAAUAUUGAUUGAUGAUUGAUUGAUUGCAUGUUAAAAUGCUGUCCUUAUUUACCUGGUCAGAUCUCAUCUGGAAUAUUCCCCCCAGUUCUGAACAAACUGUAGCAUGGGCAGAGGAUAGUGUCAGCAAUGAUGAGGGGUCUGCUAGCCAGGUCAUAGGAGGAAAUGUUGAAGGAGUUUUGCGCGGAUCUUCUUGAGCAAAAUAUUCGCCACCUUAAAUUAAUUAAAAUAGCCAUAUUUAAACACUAUAUGUAAUGCAAGGGAUUAGAUAUAGGAUUAGGUUUACUUCAUGUAGUUCCAGAGAAUAAGACCUAAACCACAUGGGUUCAAAUUAUGAGGUGGUUUCCACAAAGCCAGGGGUCCCCAAACUAAGGCCUGGGGGCCGGAUGCGGCCCAAACGCCUUCUAAAUCCGGCCCACGGACUCUCCAGGAAUCAGCAUGUUAUAGCGCCCCAUUUAUAGAAUGUGUCCUUUUAUUUAAAAUGCACCUCUGGGUUAUUUGUGGGGCCUUCCUGGUGUUUUUACAUGAGUAGAAUGUGUCAUUUUAUUUAAAAUGCAUCUCUGGGUUAUUUGUGGGGCAUAGGAAUUUGUUCAUUUCCCCCCCCCAAAAAAAAAUAUAGUUCAGCCUCCCACAAGGUCUGAGGGACAGUGGACCGGCCCCCUGUGAAAAAGUUUGCUGACUCCUGCACUAAGCCUUAGGGAGAACAUCCUAAUAGUAUGAGCUAUUCAACUUUGGAACAAGAGGUGGCAAAUUCACUUUCAUUGCAGGUUUUUAGAAAAAGGCUGGAUGGCUGCUUGUUGGUGAUAUAGUAGCAGUCAGUUUUUUUGGAAAUAGGACUAGAUGGUCUUUGAGCGCCCUUCCAUCUCUGAUUAUGACUGUAUUUCUAAAGCAAAACCAAUCCAUUAGGAAUUCUCCAUGGUUCAAAUUUUCAUUCCAGGAUUGGGCAAUUACCUUGAGAAAAUGGCAAAAAAGCAGCAGUUUUUGAUAUGAUUGUAAAGGUAAAGGUAAGGGGACCCCUGACCAUUAGGUCCAGUCAUGACCAACUCUGGAGUUACGACGCUCAUCUCGCUUUAUUGGCCAAGGGAGCCGGCGUACAGCUUCCAGGUCAAGUGGCCAGCAUGACUAAACCACUUCUGGCAAACCAGAGCAGCACACGGAAACGCCGUUUACCUUCCCGCCAGAGUGGUACAUAUUUAUCUACUUGCACUUUGACGUGCUUUCGAACUGCUCGGUUGGCAGGAGCAGGGACCAAACAACGGCUUGUUGUGGGGAUUUGAACUGCCAACCUUCUGAUUGGCAAGCCCUAGGCUCUGUGGUUUAGACCACAGCACCACCCGCGUCCCUCUAAUAUAAAAGUACAAUAUUAAAAUCAGUUCUGUUUUUCAGUUGACCGUCUGUAUGCUAGGGUUCUUGGAGGGACAAUAUAAUGUUUUGAAGGCAGUUCUCAUAAAAAGUGAUAGUAAGCUCAUCUCCGCAAAAGUUUACUUCUCCCUUUGAAUUUUACACAUCAAUUAUAAAUCAACAGCUACUUCCACUUGAAAGUUGCUCCUGGGCAAGAUUUAAGUAUUUUUUUUUUAAAAAAAAUGGAAUGAUUGGAAUGUCUUCCCUGCUUUUAACUAAAGCUAAAUUACAGGCAACAAAGCUAGCUUAUUGAAAUGGCAUUCUCGGGUGGAUUUUUUUUGUAAUAAAUUCAAUCGACAUUGACCCAGGAAGAUCACAAAGAUCUUCAACUAAUGAUGUAAGGUCUUGUGGAAGCUGGGGGAGGUGGGAAUACAAUGUAGUUGUGAGUGGAAUCUAUGCUGUAUAAAUUAAUUAAAGGGAAAUAUCAUGCAAGCCUAAAGUUCUGGGCUACAACUCCUAAAGGAAGGAUGCCUUUCAUAAGGUAAGUUACUAAAAACCAUAAAUAAGGAUUCUAUGAAUUGUGGAAUUUAUUCCCAUGCAAUGUAAUGAUAGUCACCAUAUUAGAUAACUUUAAAAGCAGAUUAGGCUAAUUCAUGGAGGAUAAGGCUAUCAGUAGCCACUAGCUAUGAAGGCUAUGUUCUCCCUCUACUUUCAGAGACAAUAUGACUCUGAAUACCAGUUGCUACGAAACCCAGAUAUGGUGAGUGCUGUUGCGCUCAAAUACAGCUUGCCUGCUUCCCAUAGGCAUCUAGUUGGUUUGAUUUACAAUGUCCCUUGCAUAGCCACUACUGGUCUACUUGUCAUCACUGGGCUGCUAUUUUAUUCAUAUACAGUAACUGUAAAACAAAAUGUGAAACACAAAUGAGUUAUUAAAUAUAACCAUAAAAUAAUUAGACAGCUUUCAGCUGCAGCAAAGCGCGUUAUCUUAAUAAAAGAUAACGAGGGUUGCGGAAGGGCUGGGGAGAAAUCCCUGAGGUUUAGAGUGGGGGCUGGGCUGAGACCGAGCUGAGUGAUAGGGGGCGUGGAGAAAAAGCAUGCAGCAGUUGAUUGGCAGGUGGG